AUCUUGUUUGCACUGAAGGAGAGAGUUUCACGUUCGCCAGGUAGCGAUGGCACACAGUGUCCUUCCUAAAAUCCACUUCCCAUCCGUGGCAGGCAACUGAGCCUUUUUGGCUCAUCUGGAAAACUUUAUUACCAGAGCUGAUAGCUAAUGUCGUGUGCAAACCUCCGAUUUCUAUCAUGUCGGUUUCCGCAGAGAGGGUCUCGUCACCGAAAAAAGUGCGUGAUCUUACCAAACGAUCGAAUUCUCUUGUGAUCAAUUUGAAGUCGUCGCCCAAAAAGUUGUUUGAUGUCGAUAAGAGCAAAGAGCCCAAGGAGAUCCUUCGCUGGUUUGGACCAGUGGACCCGGCAUUGAAGCACAAGGGAUUCCGUGAGGCCCACCAAGACGGAACUGGGUACUGGAUAUUCGAAACGCCAGAGUACCUGAGAUGGACGAAUGCAAGGAAUUCCGCACUGUGGAUCCAUGGAGUUGCGGGGGCGGGAAAGACGAUUCUUGCGUCUCUUGUGAUCGAAACUCUUUCAUUGUCCAAGCCGUCGGGGCUUGCCUACUUCUACAAUCUAUAUAAUGACCCCGACAGCCAGAAUCCAGUAUAUAUUCUGGGAUCUCUUGUGACACAGCUCUGUCAACAGAACGCCCACGCUUUUCGGGAUGCAAUUGAGUUUUACAAAUCCUACAAUACACCGGGCGAAGUGCUGAAGAAACCUACCGUAAUACAACUUGGAAUACUGGUGCAACGACUGUCGCUUCAUUUUGAUGUUGUAUCAGUUGUGGUCGAUGGUCUGGAUGAAGUGGGGGCAUUACCAGACCGGUCAGAGUUGAUGCAUGUAAUAUCCACGUUGCACCAAGGCACAAGCAACAUCAGAACUAUCGUCUUCAGCCGUGACAAGACGGAUAUAGCAUACCAUCUAUCUAAUUUCAACCAAACUUUUGUUGAAGCGAGGCCAUCUGAUCUUCGGCUUUAUGUCGCCGCCAACAUUCAUAAGCUUCACCUCAAUGACGACGGAUUGAAGACGGAGGUCUUGGAAGCAGUAGUUGAUCAUUCAGAUGGAAUAUUCUUUUGGACCAUUUGCCAGAUCCAGCUGCUACAGAACCUACCCAGCACUGGCAGCAUCAGCAGCAUUGAAAACGAGCUCAAAUCAUUACCUGGUGGCUUGCCAGCAACAUAUUGUCGAUUAUUUGAAAAAAUCAACGCCGAGUAUUCCGUCCAAACCCAAUACUUUGUACAGAGAGCCCUGAAUUGGCUGGUCUGGGGACCACCAGGCAUACAGAUGGAUGAAUUUGUGCAUAUGGUAUGCAUGCACGAUGAUAUUCAAGAUCUAUAUCCAGAAGACGUUCCAAACCCAGACUCCAUUUUAAAAUGGCUUGGAUGUCUUGUUCGUAUGACCAGGGGUAGUUUUGAACUCGCACACGUCAGCAUCAGAGAAUUUCUCGUAAGUUCUCAGACCUGUCCGGCCGUCCAAAAGUACUUGAUGCCAGAGACUGAAAGAUUUGGGCCAGCACUGGCAUGUUUCUCGUAUCUUGCACUGCGAUCGGUGACACAAACGCCAUUUGACCUUUUUGACGUUGCAGCCAGAGAAGCUUUCAGCAAGAGGUUUCCAUUCUACCAUCAUGCAGCAACUCGCGUUAUCGAGCAUGCCGCUUCAUACGAUCCCCAGACUGAACGACCACAUUUUCAACGUCUCUUCAACGACUCUGCUCCCCAAUCUCUAUAUUUUUGGAUACAAUAUGUGGCUCACUUCCGUCUUGGGGGGAUAAACCAUGCCGAUAGUAAAGGCUGGACAAUAAGUGAACGGUUUGGAAAUGCCAGUCACAGAACGUCACCCCUUCACGUCGCUUGUGAGCUUCGACUCUUCAGAACUGUCUCAAGACUUCUUUUUGAAGGUGCAAAUCCGGAUCUCCAGUUUGCUCGAUAUCCAAGUCCUCUUCAUCUUGUGGUGGACCCCACUUCGAAUGACUCUCUCUGCUACAACGAGAACGCUCAUUUAUACCCCACAUUCAAGCACCCUGUGGAUUCGCGGACACUCAAAAUCAUCACAUGUUUACUUGACGCCAAGGCUGAUGUGAAUCUAACGAGUCGCUAUGCCGAUAGCAGAAUGAUUGGGCGGAGAUCUAAGCAUCACAGCUGUUGUUCCCCGUUAUAUGUUGCCAUCUGGUAUCGACUUCCAGAGGUCUGUCAAAUUCUGCUAGACUACGGAGCAUUGUUGAUUGGCGACCUACCCGCCCUGCGAAAGUUAGCUGCCAAUUUCGAACUUGAUCACACAGAAGAUGAUGGCGAAACGUGGGUCGCUAUAUUUGACAGAUCCCUGAGGCAAGCCACAUAUGAGCCUGGCGUUCAGGCAAUCCUGAAGGCACUAAAGGUCAAAGCUACACCAAACCGGCUUGAUAAUCCAUCAUGGCAAGAAUAUUGUGGUCCAGGGAAAGUCACAGACACAUCAAAUCCAGCAGAAGCACUCCAAGAAACUGACAAAGGUCUCUUGCAAGCCAUCAAGAGACGUGAUCUAGACCUAGCGGCAUACUACAUGGCGAAAGGUCCCGCACUAUCAACCAAGGAUGCUAAAUAUCUGAACGCACUUCUCGUUGCAGUGCAAAAUGAAGACAAGUUAGAUCGACUUCGAUACCUACGUGCGUCACGGGGAGAAAGUCCGGAAGGCUCAAUGGUGGAGAGAGCCAGCCAGUAUGAAUUGAUGGGGAACUUGGGAUACGCCAAUUUUUUCCAAUCUAUGUGGAAUCAAGGACGAAUGACCAAGACUAUUGAGAAGGCAGACACCGAUCGCCCUGCUACUAACAGGGGCGGUAACGCUGCUCAUCAGGCUAUGGCAAAUGGUGAUUUAGCCACUCUAGAAGAACUGGAAUCUCAAGGCGUUGAUAUCGAUGCCGAAGACUGUGUGGGAGAGCGUCCGAUUCACAUCGCUAUUCAUCAGCAGUUUGACACUGGGGUGGACUUCAUCCUUCAGAGGAAGUCACUGGUCGACACGAUCAACCGAGCGUCAGACCACUGCGGCACUCCAUUAUAUUGUGCUGCCAAAGAGGGCAACAUCGACAUUGCUGAAAAGCUCAUAUGCGCAGGUGCUUUCGUCAAUGCAGUUGUACUUCCUGGAAAUGUACUUGGACCUGCUUUGUAUGUUGCGUGUGCGGAAGGACAUGCAAGGCUUGUCAGGGUAUUGCUUUCUCAUGGUGCUGAUGCAGGAGUGAGGACCUCGAGGUAUGGAAGUGCGAUGGAGGUUGCAAAGGCAUUUGAGCAUAGAGAGGUGAUUGAAGUGUUGGAGAGUUUUGGGAGGUGCGAUGUGAUAUAUCGGGAGCUGGGGAUUACCUCUCAAGUCUCUGACAAGGAAGAUCGGGAUAUCUAGAAAAUUUGACCUGGGCUCCCUUCUGGAUGUAGAAUCGAACGGCUUGUAUA
Cadophora gregata is the source of this 3394-nucleotide messenger RNA. RefSeq lists its product as uncharacterized. NCBI's taxonomy places the organism in Eukaryota, Fungi, Ascomycota, Leotiomycetes, Helotiales, Ploettnerulaceae. Bases 177 to 3344 code for a protein of 1055 amino acids. The transcript is spliced from 3 exons. The record is from RefSeq and is a predicted model, not a curated record. Gene Ontology annotation, molecular function: protein binding.